Molecule: messenger RNA, 1790 nt
Organism: Orbicella faveolata
Lineage: Eukaryota; Metazoa; Cnidaria; Anthozoa; Scleractinia; Merulinidae
Source: RefSeq, a predicted model, not a curated record
ACUGAAGCUUAGGAAGCUCGAAAAGCCUGGUAACUAGGUUCUUCGUGACGUCAUAGCCAAAAUCAUCGAAAAUAACCACCGAGCCAUCACGUGCGCUUGAACGUAAACAGGUUGUGGUGCCAUCUGCGCCGUUCAUGUAUUCAAAACGAAGACAUAAAUAGUCGGGUGAGUCAGCAGCGUCCGUUAAAGUGGGGAAUACAAGUAGCGCAUAAAAGUCAGUUGCCUGAAUCUUCGUUGCUACUGUCAGGAAAGCAGGAAACCUCUUCUAAAGGCUACCAUGGCUAGUUUGGACCGCCCGCUACCUAUGGCUUGUUGGGAAGAAGAAACCGACAGGGAUUACAGCCUUGUUUACAAUUUCAUGUCAUCUCUUUUAAACGCAGAGUUGAUGGCUAUGAGGCAAAGUCUUUACGAAAAAGGUCUUCAACUGAAGCAGUCUCACUCUUGCCUGUGCCACGUGCCAGCCGAGAAAACGUUGUGGGAUAAAGAGGGAGCGAAAGACGAAAUUCACUCCCACAAGGUCGUGUUUGACUUCGCGGCAGUUCACCGUGAACGGGCUUUGAACGCGGGAAAGCUAAACAAAGACACAGGGAGGCGAUGGCGAAGGAAGAAUUUUAGCAAGAAAAAGAGGAAUUGAAAGAGCUUUAUUGAUGAUAAUGACAGAAGACGAUCAGCUUGAGAAGAAAUUUUUAUUGUUCAUAUAGACUGCUUUGAUCUAGUUUACUGUGAGCGGGCUUCGAAAGCUAAACAAAGACAAGGGCACAAGUUAAGCAAGAAAAAUAAUGGAUUUUAACAACUUCAUCGGUGAUAAAAAUAAUACGGUUGGCUUGAGAAGAAAUUUGUAUUGCACAUAUAAACUCCCUUGAUCUACCAAAGAACAAAAAUUGGCCGAUCUGAGCGUUAAACCGUGUUAUUAUUGUAGAAUCUAAAACUACUUGAUUUUCUUAAGUUAAAUAAAUCCUACAAUCAAUAACCUUGCCUUAAGACUGUAAACUGCAAAAGCUUUGUUGAUAUCAUGUGUAAAAUAACAAAGAUCAAGCGAAUUUGUAAUUACAAGGAACUAAUUGCUUUUGAACCGGUUUAGAAAGUCACGAGAUAUUAGUAAUAUGUUGUUGUUAUUGAUUUUCGUUGCAAUAGAUGCCCGUUUUAAUUCAUGUAAGCAGUCGUUAUGAAAUUUGUAAAUUUGUAAAAAGCUGAAGCGAGCAAAAAAGUUCGGGAAUUAAAUUCAUAGAUUGUUAAAUGUAUGUAUCUCCCUUUUGUCAUUGUGUUGGUUUUUUACCGGGGUGGGGAGCAAAUUUGCAAGUCGAACCAGAAGAUUGCAUCAUAAAAUAGACAGAUCUAUGUGUCUUGGCGUGAUAUCCACAGGGGAAGCAACCAAUUUGAAAUUUUACAAAAUGUUUGCUGUUAUAUAAAAAUAACAAGGACACUUCAUGACCUAUUUUGCUUUCGAAGUACCCUCAACGGUUCUUCAAGACUUCUUUUACAGGGCAAUAUUUAUAUUCCAAGACCAAAUUUUAAAAUAGAAACUGCGGUGUAAAUACAAACACCUGUUGGGCGAAGCAAUCAACCAUGUGACCGAAUUCAUCACGACACAACUAUUUUAAAUCUUCACGGGGUUCCGCUUCUGUAGGCGCUAUUUCAAUGUUUUUGCUUUCCAGAAACAAAAAAAAUUGUUAUCCAGCAGUACGUGGAACGGGAUUCAAAUAACAAUUUGAGAUCAAAACUUAUUGUUUUCAAACACUAAUUGAAGGGAAAAGAACAGUUUAUUUGUUGCCAUUUCCAGAACUUGGGUU